Messenger RNA from Colletotrichum orchidophilum, 1383 nucleotides. RefSeq lists its product as uncharacterized. The record is from RefSeq and is a predicted model, not a curated record. The transcript has 5 exons. The coding region runs from base 1 to 1383 and encodes 460 amino acids. NCBI's taxonomy places the organism in Eukaryota, Fungi, Ascomycota, Sordariomycetes, Glomerellales, Glomerellaceae.
AUGCGUGGCAUCUGCGCGCAAUCCGUUGUGCCGAAGGGCUCCAACGGUCAUGGGGCUCACGACAGCCCGGUCCGGCAUUCUUUGGACUUCGUCGCCUCGCUUGCAGCCGCUUCGUCGUUCUCCCAAUGCUUCCCGCGCAACAUAGUCAAGAAGCUGCUGCUCCAGGGUUGCGCCCAGGCUGUGCAGUAUGUUCGGGAGCUGGCGAAAGACGAGCACCGGCUUCAGUCAUACCGAUGCGAGGUGGACCUGCAGAGGCUGCACAAUGGCACCGGUGGCGUGGCGUUCCCCCUUGGCGAUGGAGGCGGUAUCCCUCGGUUGGACCGGGAACGCAACAGAUCAACUACGCCAGCGAGGAUCGACUCACCUGCCACGACGAUCGACUUCGACACAGUCCCGCGUUGUCAGGGCUCAACCGCAACGAUGCAACUGAGAGAGGAGGUUAGAACCCUAUGGAGGCGGAAUACAGAGCUCGCGGAGCGGUAUCGUGAGGUCGAGGAUAUGUGUCACGAUUUGAAGGAUCAACAAGAGCAGAUCGAGGAGACCGCGGAGCAACUGGUCAUUCACACCGGCGAAUUGGACGAGGAGUGUGAGAAGCUCGGAAUCAACUGCCGGAUAUUUGGGGCGAAGUACAGAGAGACAGUCUCCAUACAGACUCAGCUCCAUUCAUCGCGGUCUUCAAAGAUUGUAAGCCAGCCGAUGUCAUCUCGCAGGUCCAAAGCAUCCGCCACGAGAGACCGGAACUCGGGCAAGAGCUCGAGCAAGACCGAAGCCUCGGGCAGAACGACUAAGCAUCGCGGUAAAGACUCGAAGGACCACGACAAAACGAGAAAGCGUCGGGAUGGAGACUCGAAGGACGACGGCACCACAUAUAUCGCCAGCCUUCACUGCGCUAUAUACACGCCGCAUUUCGGCAACUAUUACCAUUGGGCCUUUGCUACUCACGACCAAAGCACGCACCAGUGGAACGUCUUUGAGGUUGUUCAGGAUGAACAAGAUGGUCCUUUCAGGGCCCAGCGCCUCCAGACGAACCCGGCGAACUCUCGAAGAUGCCUUACACCCAUCUUGAACCUCGGUUCCAUACAUUCAGGAUGGCUGGAGAUACUCAUCUCGCAUAUUGACGGGAUCCCAGUACCUGGAGAAGCCUUAUCCUGGAAUUGCCAAGACUAUGUAAUUGAUAUCUGGGAUACUGCGGUGACGUGCGGAGCGAUUGACGAAAGUACCUGGGUUGCGGGCAAAGAGGAAAUGCUACAGUACUACGGUCAAGACUUUGGUGAGGGUGGUGAGGAUAGUGAUGAUGAGGAAUUUGAAGACGACGAGGGACAAGAGCAUCAGGGAGAGCCCUUGUCGGAGGAAUUCAUUCUCGAUUCGAGUUUCGAGGAGUAG